CUACUAUAUAACAAAUAAUUUGAGGAGUAUUUUAUGUGAAUCAGACAUUCCAAUUAUAUCAACAUUUAAUGGAGAAGAAAUGAGAAGCAGUUAUAAUAUUGGUCUGGUGAAAUGAGGAGUGAGCCGCUCCAUAGCUUCACAGAACAUGGGUGGCAAGUUUCAAGUGCUCAGUUCAGUGACUGUUCUACUUACCUUGCAACAGGAGGUUGGGACAAAAGCGCAGUGGUAUACAACGUUUUAGAUUUGAAACCAUUAUUCAGAUUAUCCGUGGCACACACCUUGCCUAUAACUUGUGUGCGAUGGCUUGACAGAGACCUUGUGACUUGUUCUGCUGACAGAUCUGCUGCAUUGUGGGAUACCAGCAAUGGUCAAAGAGCGACCUUGUUCAGUGGUCACACAGGAUGGGUGAUGUCAUGUGAUACAACAGACAACAAUAUCACAACCACAAGUUGGGACGGAACUUUAGGACUUUGGGAUGCCACCAGAUCCUCACCUGUUAACCUUAUGUCAGGACACGUAGCAGGAGUGUGGGACUGUGCGACUCUUAAAUCAUCUCAAGUCAUUGCCAGCGCUAGCGAAGAUUGUACACUGAGAUUAUGGGAUAGGAGGACAGCCAGCAGUUUCUCGACCCUAGCAGGAGGCCACGACGACUCUGUGCUGAGUGUGUGUUGGCCGGCAGACAGGGAGUUUGUACUUGCAUCUGGAUCUACUGACUGCAGUAUCAUACUGUGGGACACGAGGACGUGUAAAGCGCUGACAAAAGUAGAGUCUCACACGGACAGCGUGAAGGAGCUGGUACCCCUACCCCACCAACCUGGCAUCAUGGCCAGCAUCGGAGAUAACUCACUCAAGAUAUGGGACACCUCAGACUCCACCAACAUUAAACUCCUCGGUUCCCGCGCCUUCCCCACCGACCUGGAGUGCAUCGCCGUCAGUCCGGACCGACUGACCCACGUGUGUGGUGGCGUCAACGCAACCACUUACAUGUCUCUUUUUGUCGGCGUGGACGACGACGCCCAUUCUGACCUCUCCUCAAAGUACAAAGCAACUAUAAAUCGAAUCAACGAAGAAGAAUCCAACAAGAUAGUCGGCUUCUCUCGACCCUCCCACCCCACCAAACACUCAGACCUCCCCUCUCAGUACAUACCACGUGAUCAGGGUAGCCCGUCACGUGUCACGACGCAUAGUGUGACGUCACCAAGUAGCGUGUCGUCAUCAUCACACGUUGCCAUGACGUCGUCAGGUGAUGGGGAGCUGUGCUCGGUAACUUCACCAGUCAGCGUGUCGCCAGUCAGUGUGGAGGGUUGUAAACGAGAGAGCAGUUGCUCAGACAGCGGGGUCGAUGUGACUAGUUUGUCUACUUGUUAACUAUUUGGGAACAGCUUUUUUUCAAGAUUUUUCGUCCGAUUUGAUAAUCAUAAUCAGUUGACUGAUGAUAGUUGAUGUACGCGAACUUUUUACGAUAAGACGGAUUUUUUUUCUUGAACGAUUGACUGACAUUCCCAUAAACUCUUUGUACAUCUUCCAUUUGUUACCAGAUGGAUGAUUUUGAAUUUUUUAUGAUUUUGAAAGAUUUAACACUUUAAAAUAGGCAUUAUUUGGUUGUUAUAUUAAUGAUUUGUUUAACAAAUAAAGACAUUUGUAUUGCAUAUUAUCAGAUGUUUGGGCACUUUGUCUACUGAAAUUGCUAGAUUUUUGAUUGGUUUGCAAAAAAACGUACAUGAUUAUUGAUCACAAAAAAUGUCAAAACAGUGUUAGGGGUCGUUCACAUAUUACGUAAUCAUUUUUUGGAACAUUUUAACCCCCCCCCCCCCCUCUGUAAUCAGUUUUACACGUAGCUAUUGUGUCAAAACUUCACUAGCGUAAUCAUUUGGACCCCCCCCCUGGCCCAGCUGAUUACGUAAUAUGUGAACGACUCCUUAUUUGCUUUAAUUUGUGAGUCAGAGGCAGCAAUCUGUCAGAAGAUUUGAUUUUAUUUUAAAACGAUUGCCCUUUUCUAAUUUAACCCUGAGUUUCCAAUGUUUUGAUCAUUACUUGAUUUCGAAAUUUAAUCUUAGAAUAUUUUUACACAAAAGUACAGGGUAGUUCAUUUUGCGAAAAUUCCUGUUUUUGUGGUACAGAGAUAAAAGUAUGGUAGAACAAGUUUCAUUUACCAUAUUAAGUUAAAACAGUGAGGUGGCUUAAAGUUUUCACAAUUCAAUUGUUUCCUUUGUGUACAAAGUAAAGUGUAUUCAUUUCAAAUUAUUAUGUUUACUACAAUUG
Molecule: messenger RNA, 2262 nt
Organism: Bolinopsis microptera
Lineage: Eukaryota; Metazoa; Ctenophora; Tentaculata; Lobata; Bolinopsidae
Exons: 9
Coding region: 112-1368 (418 amino acids)
Molecular function (GO): protein binding
Source: RefSeq, a predicted model, not a curated record